Messenger RNA from Lytechinus variegatus (green sea urchin), 921 nucleotides. RefSeq names its product transcription intermediary factor 1-beta-like. The transcript is spliced from 2 exons. Gene Ontology annotation, molecular function: zinc ion binding. The record is from RefSeq and is a predicted model, not a curated record. Bases 1 to 921 code for a protein of 306 amino acids. Lineage: Eukaryota; Metazoa; Echinodermata; Echinoidea; Temnopleuroida; Toxopneustidae.
AUGGCAUCAGCAUUUGACAAUCCUGUGGCGCCCUCUACUUGUGAUCAGUGCGGCAAACCUGCAGAAGAUACCGUGGGAUGCUCUAUACGAGACAGUAAGAACUUGUGCCGGCCUUGCUUCCGGGACCUGCCAAAACGAGAAGAUAUCGGCGAGCCAGAAUGGGUUUGCGACAUCCACGCUACCCGGAAAGUAGAAAUAUUUUGCGAAAGCUGCGAUAUUGGUUGCUGCAAAGAAUGUGCGGGUAAUGACCACAAUGACCAUAAGGUGGUGAAUGUUGUCAAGCUUAUAGUAGAAAUCCGACAGAGAAUGCUAGCGCAGCUGGAAGAGGUUGAUGUUAGUGGAGAGGUAUUGUCAGAACAGCGAAAUAAGGUAAAUGGUACAAUGAAUAAGAUAGAAGAACCUCGUAUAUUAGUUGAAAAGGUUGUGGGUGAAAUCAAGGAAGUAGUGCAAGGUAACUUGGAUAAAGUAAAACACCAAAUCGAAUUCGAGGCACAGCUGAGUAUAACGGAGAUAGAGAAGCAAAGGGACAUAAGGUUAAAACUCGCGAAGAAAAAGGCAGAUCAUGAUGUCCAAAGAAUGCUUGAAAUCCAGCAAGAAUUCACUGUCCAUUACAACAAGCUUAGCGAGGACGAAAAAUGGCUAAGUAAGAUGAAGAAGACAGAAGCGACACUACUGGAAAGAGAGCAUGCUUCUGUAAGCGCAAAGCUAGAGAUUAAAUCAAUGCUUGAAGCAAGUCCAGAAAAAAUUAUUCGUCGGGGAAGGCAUCUAAUCAGCUUGGUAGAGACAUCAUCGGCAUAUAAGAAUGAUCAGAUGGACAUCAGUGCUAGCUGCAAAAAAGUUGAGGCUGAUAUUCCAGAAUGUGAAGUGAACAUUGAAGAUUUUUUCACAGAACAUCGACCAUUCCGGGGUAGUACACCAUGA